AUGUUUGCUUGCUGCGACAACCACUUUGCUACUGUCCAGGGGGUUAGGACCAACGAGGGCUGGAGGAUAAGGUUCCGCCGCACCUUCUGCCUAGCUGAAAGGGUCGAAUGGGACAACCUCUGCAGGAUCUUUGACCUCUCGCCCGCUUCUGAGGGCGAUGAUGUGGUCCGUUGGGCUCUGGAGCCUUAUGGGGAGUACUCCACCAGCUCGAUGUACUCCAAGCUGUCCCGAGGGGGGACGGUUACCCACUUUAAGGAGAUUUGGCACACGAGGGUACCGCCAAAGAUCCGGGUCUUCCUCUGGCAACUUAUCCGGGGUAGACUGCCCUCCGGGGACCAAUUGCUCAAGCGGAAUGGGCCAUCGAAUGGGUGA
Lolium perenne is the source of this 372-nucleotide messenger RNA. RefSeq lists its product as uncharacterized. The record is from RefSeq and is a predicted model, not a curated record. NCBI's taxonomy places the organism in Eukaryota, Viridiplantae, Streptophyta, Magnoliopsida, Poales, Poaceae.